AUGGGUGCCUCAUCAGAAAGUGCCCCGCUAUCUCCCACUAACUUUUUCCUUCAUCCGCUCUCCAUCGCAACCUCUCGAUAUUCCCCGCCGCCUCAUUCCCCCUGCUUUUCUUCUGCUUCAUCCACUGUCUCGUUUUCGAGAUAUCAGCAGUUUUCUGCACUCAGGACUACUAACGAGGCUGUCCUCGAGGCGAUGGCCGACCCUCGUUUUCGUUCGAGUACAAGCAGUGACCCGGUCUGCCACUGCGCUGAGCAUGGCGGUGUUGCUCCGCUCGCUUGCGAGGAGUGCGUCCAGGAGUGCGCGGAUGCUCCUUGCACCGUCGGAUUGACACCUGAGUGCACUGAUCAGUGUGUGGUUGUACCUUGCAAUGAUGCACAUCACCAAGACCCUCCUUGCAACGAGAAUCAUCGUGCAAAUGAGCCGUGCCACGAUGGUGCGGACUGCACUUCGCUUGAAGACUUUUUCGAGUGCUGCACGGAUUUUCAUGAGUAUUUCUCUCAGCCUCGCUCUUUUCCUACGGACGUGGCUCCGAAUACUCCCGGAUUCACCUGGGAUACUGCUACCCUGGAAGCUCUUCUUUGUGGCAGCCCCGGAGCCGAUCCGCGUAUGAGCCGUUCACAAGCAGGCAGUAGUAGCAACCCACCGCUCUUCCCCCAUAUUAUCCCAAAUGCAUCGAUCCAUCCUUCUCCCGCGACAGCGCCGCAGAAGAGUCAAGGACUCACCGAGCCCAUGACGCAGCAUCUACAUCACCAGCCCCCUCUGUAUUUGCCUAGCGCGGAAGUUCAAGUCCCUCAGACCCAGGAGAACCAGUCUUCAGCAAUGAAGUGCAUGUGGGGUAAUUGCUCGGAAACGUUCACCUCUCUUUCCGAGCUGGUCGGCCAUGUCAAUCUCACCCAUCUGCGUUUGCCGUCGCCGCUCCCUGCGGAGUCUUUGUCUUCUGUCCCUAUUCCUGCUCCCAAGUCAGCGCAGGCACUGCAGCAAGCUGUGGCCGCCAACAUGGACCCCAACUCGCUCUCGUGCAUGUGGGCAGACUGCCAGGUCUACCCGACGCCGCAGUCUAUCCCAGGUCCGUCCACCAGGAAUGCAGUCAACAGCGUGAUGGAGGUCCUUGCCAGCCAUUUACUCGAACACCAUCUGGGGCUUCCGACCCGCUCGUCCAAGCAAGAUGAAACUCUAGGGACCUUUUCACUAACGUCCAAUAUAUCCCCGCUUUCCACGCCCGACGCUCAUUCCAUGACUACCGCACCGUCCGCGCCCAUCUUGGCGCCCGCUUCGCCCAUGCAUGGACCGCCGACUCCGCUGCCUGAGCACGACUGCUCUGCACCGUCCUCGCACAUCUGUGGAUGGGAAGGCUGCGGACAAUCCUUUUCGUCAUGCGAGGAUCUGACCGUGCAUAUUACUGCGACCCACGUCGGUGGGGGUAAGGCUCACUAUGAUUGUCACUGGGAAGCCUGUUCCCGGCACGGCGAGCACGGUUUCGCCAGUAAGCAGAAAAUUCUGCGACAUUUGCAAAGUCACACAGGUCAUCGUCCCUUCCAGUGCAAGAUUUGCAGCCAGAAUUUCUCCGAGGCGGCGACACUUGCGCAGCACAUGCGUCGCCACACGCAAGAAAAGCCGUACGCUUGUGACUUCCCCGGAUGUGGCAAGGCCUUUGCCAUCACAGGUGCACUCACUAUCCACAAGCGCACGCAUAACGGGCACCGACCCUUCAAAUGCACAUACUGCGAGAGGGCAUUCGCAGAGUCAUCGAACCUGUCGAAGCAUCUGCGUACACACACAGGCGCUCGUCCGUACCAGUGCACGGAACCUGACUGCGCGAAGUCGUUCGCACGGCCGGAUCAGCUGUCGCGCCAUAUGAACGUGCAUAGAAAGAAGAGUGUAGACGAAACGGCGAGUCCCAUUGCCGUAGUCGCUCUGUAA
This is a messenger RNA of Sparassis crispa, 1920 nucleotides long. RefSeq lists its product as hypothetical. Gene Ontology annotation, cellular component: nucleus. NCBI's taxonomy places the organism in Eukaryota, Fungi, Basidiomycota, Agaricomycetes, Polyporales, Sparassidaceae. The transcript is spliced from 6 exons. Gene Ontology annotation, biological process: regulation of transcription by RNA polymerase II. Gene Ontology annotation, molecular function: RNA polymerase II cis-regulatory region sequence-specific DNA binding; DNA-binding transcription factor activity, RNA polymerase II-specific. The coding region runs from base 1 to 1920 and encodes 639 amino acids. The record is from RefSeq and is a predicted model, not a curated record.